Messenger RNA from Peronospora matthiolae, 129 nucleotides. Lineage: Eukaryota; Oomycota; Peronosporomycetes; Peronosporales; Peronosporaceae. The record is from the annotation of a GenBank genome assembly.
AUGGGAAGAUCGAGCAUUGACGCCCCCGUCUCGUCUGAACCGAGUCAAGUAUCACAUCCCUCGAUCGCUAAGAAGAAGGAGAAGGAGAAGAAGAAGCUCUUCUUUGCAUUGGAUCGAGGUCUACGAUAA